AUAUUUGAUUUAUUGAUAUGAUACUGCCACCAAUAAUUCAAAUGACAACAAUGAUGGAUAUAAAUAAUCAGUUUUCAUCGAAUAAAGCAAUAAUUUAUCCGGCUAAUUAUAAUGGCUACCAAAGUAUUAAUGGUGAAAAUGAUUCCCAUCAUCGACCAUCAUCAUCAUCAUCGGAUUUAUUAUCUUAUCAUCAUCAUCAUCAACAACAAUCACAACAUUUUUAUCAAAAUGAUGAUGAACAAACAAGAAAAACAAUGGAUAAUAUGACAUUUUUAUCGAAUGAACAUGAUAUAGAUGAUGAUGAUAAUGUUGAUGAUGAACAGCAACAACAAAUAUAUCCAACAACUAUGGUAAUAAUCAGUGCGAAUACAUUACAUCCACAAACAUUGCCGGUUAUCGAUGAUGAUCUACAAGAAAAAGGUGUCCAUCUGACCAUAAUCGAAGAACCAAUCAAUCGAAUACGUUAUCGUUAUCGUAGUGAAAAAGGUUCACACGGUGGCCUAAAUGGUGUGAAUAGUUGCCCAAUACGUAAAACUUAUCCCACCGUCAAGAUCGAAAAUUAUCAUCUUUCAAAUCCCGUUUAUGUUCGUGCCAGUUUGGCUACAAAUGAAUUGCAACCAAAAUUACAUGUACAUAAAUUGAUGGGACGACAUUGUAGUGCUGAUGGUUCGUGUACAUUGCCCGUAAAUCUGGAUAAUAUGACUGCAAUAUUCCAAAAUCUAGGCAUUCUGUUUAUUGGCAAAAAAGAAGUUCAAGAAAUUCUGUACAGACGAAAAUCAUCAUCACAUCAACUAAAUCGUCGCCGUCUUCUUCGUCGUACUGGACAACAACAACAACAACAACAUUGUCUUAACAAUCAACAAUUACGACGACAAUUACAAUUAGAAGCAGAAAAAGAAGCUAAAGAUUUGAAUUUAAAUUCAGUUCGAAUUCGAUUUGAAGCAUUUAUGCUUUGUGCAACAACAACAACCAACAACCAGUUAUGUGCACCUGUCUACUCGAAACCGAUUGCCAAUCAAAAAUCACCUGAUUCAGGUGAAUUAAGAAUAGUACGUUUAAAUCGAUUCUAUGGAUCAGUUAUUGGUGGUGAUGAAAUUUAUUUAUUAUGUGAAAAAGUGAAUAAAAAAGAAAUACGUAUAAGAUUUUUUGAAAUCGACAACGAUGGUAAUCAACAAUGGGAAUCAUUUGGACAAUUCAAUGAAUCAGAUGUUCAUCAUCAAGUUGCCAUUGUAUUUCGUACACCACCAUAUCGUAAUGUGGAAAUAACAAAACCAAUACAAGUUUAUAUACAAUUAUUUCGACAACGUGAUGGUGAAUCAAGUGAACCACGAACAUUUAUCUAUAAACCACAAGAUGAAUCGAUAUCAAAUGAUUCUUUGGAUAUCGAUGAUCAUAAUCUACUUAAACAAAUUAAAAUGGAAAAUCAAUCGGGUAAACGUCGUAAAUAUUGUCCAAAUAUUAAUCAACAACAACAGCAUAAUAAUAAGAAUCGAAAACAGCAACAACAAAAUGAAAAUCUAAAUAAUGAACAAGUGAUAAAAGUGAAAAAAGAAGAAUUGGACAAUAAUAAUGAUCAUCAUGAUGAUGACGAUAAUCAGAAGACGACAAUGACUACUACGAUGAAUACAGAUAAUUACACCUCUCAUCAUCAGCAUCAUCAAUUACCACCACAGCAACAGCAGCAGCAACAACAACAACAACAACAACAACAGCUACCACCAAUGAUUAAUCAGAAUAUCGAUCAUUAUACAUCAAUCAAUCAUCAAUGUGAAACAAAUUGUGACAACGAACAUCAUCAUAUUGUUUCCGAUAUCAAUUGUCAUAAUCAUAAUCAUCAUUUAAUCAAUGAUUAUUUUCCACCAAUUCAACAAGUACCGCCAUUAUCAUCAUCAUCAUCAUCAUCAUCAUUAACAUUACAUCCGAUUGACGUAUUACAGCCACGAAUAAUGAAUGAUUUUGAUCAUCAUCAACAACAACAUUCUGAUCAUUCGAUGGCCAAUCAUCAUCAUCAUCAUAUAAUAAUUGGAAAUGAAAAUCCAAAUCCAACAAUGGAAUCGAUUAUUUUAACGAAUCAUCAUAUGAAUACAAAUACCUCAUCAAUGAUUGAACAUUCAAAUCGAAUAUCUAACAAUAGAUUCGAAUAUUCGACCUAUUAUUCUUAUCAUACAUCAUCAUCAUCGACAUCAUCAUCGUCUUCAUCGUCAACAUAG
Dermatophagoides farinae (American house dust mite) is the source of this 2210-nucleotide messenger RNA. Lineage: Eukaryota; Metazoa; Arthropoda; Arachnida; Sarcoptiformes; Pyroglyphidae. The record is from RefSeq and is a predicted model, not a curated record.